Molecule: messenger RNA, 999 nt
Organism: Penicillium chermesinum
Lineage: Eukaryota; Fungi; Ascomycota; Eurotiomycetes; Eurotiales; Aspergillaceae
Exons: 2
Coding region: 1-999 (332 amino acids)
Cellular component (GO): nucleus
Molecular function (GO): DNA binding
Source: RefSeq, a predicted model, not a curated record
AUGUCUAAAUCGUCCAAUUUUAGCGAAGAUCAAAUGCCGAAAAAAAAACCGAAUAUCUCGAAAAUUGCACGUGAAUUCGACGUAUCUCGUGAAACCCUCAAUUCACGCAUCAAAAAGGCUAAAUCGUCUCCUACUCCAAAGGAUUCGCAUCGGAACAAUCUCCGUGCGUUCCAGGAGAAGGCCUUGAUCAACUGGAUCGUGAAAAUGCAUAGUUGGAAUCUUCCUCCUACUGCUGCAGUUAUAGAAGCGUGGGCAAAUCAAGCGCUUUCCCGAGCUGGUCAAGAAAAACAGGUUAGCAAGAUGUGGGCCUAUCGUUUUAUCGAACGCCUUCCAAAACAUCUACAACUAGCACCAGUAAAACAGAAAACCAAAGAAUUGAAACGAAUUCAAGCGGAAGAUGCUGGUUUUCUUGCUCAUUGGUACGAUCAGCUUGAAUUUCUCCUCCGAGAUGUUCCUGCACGGCUAGUUUACAACUUCGACGAAUGCGGUUUCCAACCUGGUCAAGGUCGAUCUCGAAACGUUAUUGGAUCUUCGUCAUCUUGUCCUAAUUUGGCUGAAUCUGAACGAGGCGAAAAUAUUACUGCAGUUGAAUGCAUUGCAGCCGAUGGAUGGUUAAUGGAUCCGUUGUUUAUCUUUAAAAGCACGGGUAACUUCAUGGAAGCGUGGUUUGAUGGUAGCGAUAAUCUUCCACUCAAUUCCGCUGCUGCAAUAUCGCAAAAUGGUUGGAUAACUGAUGAAUUAGCCCUUGCUUGGCUAGAUCAUUUUAUCGCUGCUACUGCUACUUCCGACCGGUUAAAAAGUGGUGAAAAACGGUAUCUUUUAUUCGAUGGUCAUGGUGCACAUCUUACCCUUGAAUUCCUUCAAAAAUGUGAACAAAAUUCGAUUAUUCCAUUUGCAUUUUUACCACAUUCGACUCAUAUCUAUCAACCACUUGAUGGAAAGCCAUUUUUGAAUUAUAAACAACAAUUUCGGCUUAUGAAUAAUGAGUUAUCAUUCUAG